CAAUUGCAACCUCUUUUUUUUUUUCUCAUUUUUUUUUUCGAUCCCAUAUAAAAACCAAAGCAAUUCUAUAUAUACAUAUACAUCAAUGUUGGAACUCAUCAUAUCUGCCGUCCAGGCAAUCAUGCAAGUAAUGGCCAUUGUUUUUCUUGGUGUAAUCCUAUCGAAGCGAGGAUAUAUCGACAAUGAUAAACAGAAGUGGCUAUCCAAACUAAACCUGGUAUUUUUUACACCUUGUCUGUUGUUUUCAAAUAUUGCUUCUGUGAUAUCCUAUGAAAGAUUAUUGGCAUUUUGGCCAAUUCCUGUAUUUUACAUUGUCUUUACAGCUACCUCAUGGAUCCUCUGUCAAUCUGUCAUUCCCGUUUUUGGUAUUGAUAAAUACUAUCGACGGUUUGUCUUGGCUUGUGUUAUGUUUUGUAACACAAACUCUCUGCCAGUUGCUAUAAUUUCUAGCUUGGCUGUUUCUGAGGCGGGAAAAACGCUAUAUUGGAAUCAAGAUGAUAAUCAAGAUAUGGUUGCUGCUCGAUGGUCUUAUGGAUACAAUUUAUUACAAAAAAAGGCAGAAGAUGAUGAUACGAUAGUGAUAGAUUAUACACCUUCUUCCUAUGAAAAUUCUAUAGGUGAUUAUGGUUCAAAUGCGAAUAACGAUAAUAGCCGAAGAUCCUCCUCUGCAACCGUUUCCGAAUACAUGUCGCCACCUCUUUAUGCUGCAUUACUGGCCUUGGUUGUGGGAUUAUCUCCACCACUCAAACACAUGUUAUACGAUAGAGAUUCAUUCUUUUAUGCAUCACUUACAAAAGCUAUUGAGUCUUGCGGCAAAGCAUCGGUUCCGAUAGUAUUAAUAUGUCUCGGUGCGCAACUUAAAAGUAUUCGAGAUACUCAACAAACCAACACAACUCCCAAAAGCAACAAGCCAAUUUCAAUGUCUAUCUUUAUCCGCAUGUUUCUGACUCCACUUUGUGUCCUCCCUAUUGUGUAUGCAUUUUCUGUUUUUGGCAGCCAAUGGUCCGAAUUAGCUACAGAUCCCAUGUUUAUUGUCAGUAUGAUCGUAGUUGGAUGUACACCCACAGCCAUUAAUCUGUCACAGAUCACCCAAGUUAGUGGAAUUUUCGAAGAAGAGAUGUUAAACGUGUUAUUCUGGAGUUACGGUGUGAUCUGCAUUCCCGUUUGUACCUUUGUCGUUUUUUUAGCCCUUAUCAUGGUUGGCCAUAUGAACUAA
This is a messenger RNA of Mucor mucedo, 1216 nucleotides long. RefSeq names its product auxin efflux carrier. The record is from RefSeq and is a predicted model, not a curated record. NCBI's taxonomy places the organism in Eukaryota, Fungi, Mucoromycota, Mucoromycetes, Mucorales, Mucoraceae. The transcript has 5 exons. Gene Ontology annotation, cellular component: membrane; endoplasmic reticulum. Gene Ontology annotation, biological process: transmembrane transport. Bases 86 to 1216 code for a protein of 376 amino acids.